Molecule: messenger RNA, 13061 nt
Organism: Gadus chalcogrammus (walleye pollock)
Lineage: Eukaryota; Metazoa; Chordata; Actinopteri; Gadiformes; Gadidae
Product: zinc finger MYM-type protein 1-like
Exons: 2
Coding region: 9365-11677 (770 amino acids)
Source: RefSeq, a predicted model, not a curated record
CACUGGCUUCCUGCUGCGUGGGCGGCACGCUGAGCUGUCAAACUGAGCCCAGCUAGGCUUCAGAGGGAUUGUUAGGCCUUUGGCGUUCAGCAAUUAAACAGAGUUGUUAUGAUUACAGAACAUUAGAGUCUACUGCACCAAUCUGCCUCUGCUGGACAGAUCCAGACCCAGAUACAUUAUUGUUCCCCGAGGAAAUGACCUCGUGUUUCCAGCGGCUGAUUGCCCUUGGGGAUAAGGAUCACACAUCACUUACUAUUUAUAUUUCUUGAGGGUGUUCCUCAAAGCCUGUGACUCAUUAACUGACCACAAUGAAUCUCAUUGGAAUCACUUUGUGCUAAGCCUGCUAUCGAGCUGUGUCCAGCCUUCAGAGACAGAAGGUCGAUGAGUAUUAUUGGGCAGACUUUACACUUAUCCCAGCAGUUGCUUUCCACAUCUAACUUGUCUGUUUAUAUUGACAAGCAUAAUUCCUCCCUGCAGUGUGAGUGAGUGAGUGAGUGAGUGAGUGAGUGAGUGAGUGAGUGAGUGAGUGAGUGAGUGAGUGAGUGAGUGAGUGAGUGAGUCUGUUCCGAGGAGAAUCAUAAUAGAACGAGAUCAAUGCUUGGGUCCAUCCAAUUAGGCUAAUGAGUUCAGAGGAUUAGCAGUGGCUGGCGUUAAAAGGUUACACACCCGCAGAUACGCACACUCUCAUCUCCAGUUGAACUCGUAUCAGCAUAUUUUUACAUUUAUUUACAUUUUCUUUGAGAUGUUUAGGAAAGCCACGAGCCAAACAGUCUCUGGUUAAGCAGUCUUAGGCCCCGUCCACACAAAGCUGAUUUCAUGGCGAAACCGCAAAGGUCUUGUACGGUUUGGCCUUCCGUCCACACGAAGCCGGCGAAUCCGCUGACCGAAACUGUAAACUUCUGAAACCACCCUCGGAGGUGUUUUCAAAUAGCUUGGUCCUAUCAGACCAUCGUACUUCAUUUCAUUUGUACAGAAGUAUGGAAGCAUAUAUGUAGCAAAAUUCAAAUGGUAAUGCAAUUUGCAAUUACAUUAUGCAAUUGACAAUUCAUUAUGCAAUUUGAUAAUGUAAUUUGUAAAUACGUUAUUGAAAGUGUAUUUUAAUAUGCAAAGGGGCAAUGCAAUCCUCAAUUAAAUUUGUAAAAGUUAGAACAAUGAAAAUAGAAUAACAUUUUGUCAAAUUCUUUGAGUUCCUUUAUUCAAAUUGAAAAGCUAUAGCGUCCCUGUGAUUGCAAUGCACUACGCCACGCUCCGUGUGUUGCGAUAUUCAAAUGACAUUCAAUCCGCAAAACGCUUUGCAAAAGAUUUGGCAAAACGUAAUCCAAAACGUUUUCCAAAAAGUCAAUAUGCAAAGUGGCAAACGUAUCAGCCAAUCAGCGUCUGGGCGGGAACUACGUCACUUGCUCGUAAUUUCCUUGUUCACGUUCGUAUGUGUCUUGUAUUGAACAUGCAUUGUUUUUGUAUUGAACAUGUAUUGUUUGUUGUAUUGAGUAUGUAUAGUUUGUUGUAUUGAACAUGUAUUGUUUGGUUUCCUCAAUUACAGGUACACCUCUAGUCAAGCAAACCAAUAUUUUAUUAUAAACCUUAUUAUUUUAUUAGCUAAAUGGCAAAUUCAUAAAUGUAAAUACUCGAAUCAGAAACCGCUUUUUGUUGUGUUUGAGAAGGAAAACAGGCAAUACAUGGGGAAUAUUCUAUGUUCUAGAAAUGGGAAAGCUAUUAAAACACCUAGUGUGUGUGCUCUUUAUAAUAUUUUUAUUUUAUUUAAUGCUGCAUUUUGUAUAUUUUGUCUGCCAUUUCUGUACCCCCUGGCUGUUGUUGUAUUGCUAAUUGUCAAUAAAAUGUAUAAACAUUUUUAAAAAAAAAAACGUUCGUAUGUGUCAGGUCCAUGGUCAGUUUGGUCACCAGUGGAGUAGAUUAUUGAUACGCCCCGAAGUUUGGCCGAUGAUGUGGGGAACCAUCGUGUUGAAGACACAGAUGCAGUAGAUAGAGUGCGUGCUCUGGGAGACUUAUCCUCACUGGUACGUUUUGACGCCAGUGUGGUAAACACAAAUAUUUCCCAAGUGCUACAGGCACUGGGUGCGAAACACUGGGUCGGGAGACCCACCGUGGAGAUACCCUUGGAAGCAAUAGGAAGUGACGCAGUUCCCGACCAGACGCUGAUUGGCUGAUACGUUUGCCACUUUGCAUAUUGACUUUUUGGAAAACGUUUUGGAUUCCGUUUUGGAAAACGUUUUGCAAAACGUUUUGCCAAAUCUUUUGCAAAGCGUUUUUGCGGAUUGAAAUGUCAUUUGAAUAUCGCAACACACGGAGCGUGGCGAAGUGGAUUGCAAUGAUGGGGACGUUAUAGAUUUUCAAUUUUAAUAAAGGAACUCAAAGAAUUUGACAAAAUGUUAUUCUAUUUAUAUUGUUCUAACUUUUGCAAAUUUAAUUGAGGAUUGCAUUGUCACUUUGAAUAUUAAAAUACACUUUGAAUAACGUAUUUACAAAUUACAUUAUAAAAUUGCCAAAUGAAUUGUCAAUUGCAUAAUGUAAUGACUUAUUGAAUUGCAAAUUGCAUUGCUAUUUGAAUUUUGCUACAUAUAUGCUUCCAUACAGAAGGUCUGGAACUGCUCAAUUGACAAACGUUCACUCACUUUGAGGCGGGUGUCUGUAGAAGUUUUAAAAUGAUUGGAUCUGCCCAGUGCCACUCUGGAUGUGCCAUAACCAAUCGCAUAGCGUUUGGUCGUGACGUAUGUCAUGCAACGGGACAUGCCGUAAAACACAUUUCGCACACGCGCAGGUAAUGGUGGAUUUAAUGAUUCGUUUCCGUGACCCAGUUCGCGUGAUUCAGUUCGCCACGAGGAGUCGUUCGCGAAUCGUUCGUUCGUUCGUUCGUUCAGUCGAGUUUCCGGUAGCACUAACUCCACUGAGUCUGCAUCAUGGAAUGCACGCCAUUGCACGUUUCUCAUCUGAGUCAUGGUGCGUUUUAAUAUCCAUCCGUCUCGGAGGUCCGAGGACGUUGCCUUGCGACACGCACAAACACGCCCCUUUUCCUCGGACGGCGAUCUCGCCAUCUCGGUUGAACUCAGUGGUGACCGAGCGAAAUUCCGAGACAGAAUUCAAGAUGGCUGCGCCCAUUGUGACUUGAAGUGUGAACUGUUUUCAUUGUGCUUGGACCACUUUGGUGGUUUAAAUGGUAAUUUCAAUCACUCGUAUUACUGCAAUACCUUACUGCGUCCGUAUCUCUGCCUAUGGAAACAAAUAUAUCGCAUUUGUGUACAGCACUUUGGUCAACUACUGUUGUUUUAAAUGUGCUAUAUGAAUAAACUUGACUUGACUUGACUAUGGCCUAUAGCCUACUUAUAUUGGAUCGCCUGGUCCUCUGCCAAUGCUACCGCGAUAACAGCUUUCAGGGUGGCGUCCAUGUUUUCCUCCAACGACCGAGCGAAAUAAUAAGACGCUUGAAGUGUGGGCGUGGCGUCAGAUCCGAGAUCCGAGUCGGUUCGCAGAGAAUACUCGAACGCAGGAUCAGUCAGACUCAGUGGAGUUAGUGCUACCGGAAAUUCAUUCGUUCGUUCAGUCGAGUUUUCGGUGAAUAGAAUGGUGAACGAGACGACCGAACGAACGAGAGAGACGAACUGGUUUGGUUCGUUCGUUCUAAAGACUCGUUCAUUCGAACCGGUUCGCGAACGAACGAGCCAACACUACGCGCAGGCUGUACACAAACAAAACAAGAUGAAGCGUGAAGAUGUCUCUGAACGAUAGCUGCAGGUUUUGUUUAUCUGAUUUAACCGUACGUCCACACCAGCUCAUAAAGUUUUGCUGCAAAUAUUUCUGUUCACUUUGGUCGCUCAAGUCGCUCAUGACGUACAAUUCAAUUUUGCAGACGCAUUUAAAGGAGCCGUAUGCUUUUAGUACAGACAGCCAUAUCAAAGAGUGAACUCCCAAACACUUUGGCCAUAUUGCAGAGACGGUUUUGCUUGUUGGAUAAAGUGCUUCGACAGUAAGUAGGAGUGUGAUUCCCCUCCAAUAUAUAUAUAAAAAAAAAUCCUAAAAUGUAAUUACAACCGAGAACAAAAAAACGUUGCGUGCUGUAGUAGGCUAGUUAAAAUAUGUUUCACUGAUCUGCAUCUGCAAAUCAUGAUCUGCACUCAUUCGUCGCACUCAAAACAAAUAGACAUUGGCGCACAUGGCUAAUUUGCAUACGUGCACAGGACUGGCUGGCUCCACAAGGCAAAUAAUGGAACAUAUCUAUCUAUCUAGGCCUAUCUGUCUAUCUAUCUAUCAACGCGUGUCUAGUUUUAAUAUGAUGUAUUGUGUGUAUGUCCAGUCAGACUUGUUCUGUGUGGUCUUGUAGGCUACUGUCCUGUGUGAGCCGAAUCACCUAAAUGAAUUCCCGACGAUUUUUGUCGUUUGGUAUUAAUAAAGACUUGACUAGGCUAUCUAUCUAUCUAGACUAUUUAAUUAACAAUUAUUCACCUCAGGCUCCGUGAAUAGUGGGGAAUAGAGGGAUAAAAGACAAGAGAUAUAUCCCCUGUCAUUUAUCCCUCGUCUUGUCGAUUAGUUUGUUUAUGUGACGAUUUCAAAAACUUUUUUUGUUUUGUUUAAAGCAUGCUACACGCGAUUGGUUGGCUAGAUUGGUUUGGUCAUUAUUGGUCAUUAUUCAUUUGCAUUAUUCCGCGUGCAUUAUUCCUUUGCACAACGUAUUAUUCCUUUGCACAACGUAUGUAUUUUCGAUAUUUGAAAACGAUAUCGUCCCAUUCAGAGCAAGGAAGAUUAGUAUACUAGGAUCUCGGUUAGCAGGCAUGUAUGGCGCCUAUUUUACAAUAAUCUCAAAUGUUUCAUUAACUCACUCGCCAGACCAACCAGCCACGCGUGACACCUCCGCCCAGGCCAGAGCCUUGGCCUUGCGAUCUCUGAAGUGAAAGAGGGUUGGGUCGUACAACACUAGGUGCCCAGUUACAGCCGCGAUUAAUAAUUCAGCUGACAUUUUGUACAGUGAGUGAAUAAAGGUAGGUCGGUACCAAAGUGCCUGCCGGUGUUCCCUGGGAUCCACGCAAGCGAAGAGCGUCUACAUUCCGAUUGGCUGUCAGUGUUUUGCCGCUGAAACGCGUCAUAGUAAUUUGCAUAAAGUUCAACAGUUUUCAACUUUUUUUGGAUGCUCUGGUCGCUCAACUUUGGCCACUGGUCGCUUUGGUCGCUCUUGCCCAUAGAAAGUGAAUGACUUCCGAUUUGGUAGCUCAAUUCGCUUCUGGUGUGGACGAACAGUAAGUUUUCAAAGAACAGUUGUACAUUCUAAAUUAAAGGCCCACUAUGCAACUUCGGGCAUUUCUUCGCUGUUUUCUUGGUUUGGCACGCACAUUUCUCUACACAGCGCCCCCUACAGCUUCGUAGUAUAUAUUUACAACACUGUCGUAACAGCUCGUUGACGACCCUUCCCCAUGCACUUCUACGCGAGCCAUGUGCAUUUGUUUUCAAAGAAGCCGGCGAAUACGUGGAGCCAUGUCCGAAGUAGAUGUUCAUAAAGUGUAGGCAAGGUUAUACAUUUUUAAAAUGGUGUAUUUGUAUUGCAAUAAACAUAAAUCCAUCCUUUUUUAUGGUUGACGGGGAGAAUUUAUAUCCUAGAUUAUAAUUGUUUUAUCUUAGGUUGAACAGAACAAUCAGUGUAAGUGUUGGCCAACAUAAUAAUCUAAAUAAACAAGAACCUGGAUUCGGGGAUUCAGUCUGUAUCUGGGGGACGAGACAGACGAACAGCAAAACCCCCAUGGAAACAAAGGUGUUUAUAUGGUUGAAAGCUAGAAACAUACAGGGCUCACAACAAAACGGUUGAGAAAACAAUUUUUACAGGGCUUAAACAAAAUGGUUGAGCAAACACAUUUGUACAGAGACUAUCAACAUCAAGAAUACCACGAAGACAAAGUUCACCCAAGGGUACUUUCAAUUUCAAAAGCAACGCGGCCAAGUCGGCGUCUGAUUUGCAUUCUUCUUUUUCUUUCAGUUCACGCUAUUCCUGAAAAGCUUGCCCAACGUUUACUCGUGUCUGGCCUCUCUGUCGGUCAGUCUCCCUUUUCUCUUCUGUCCCUCCGACAUUGGGUUUCUCUGUCUUUUUUUUUUUUUUUUAGUCGGCUGAUCUAUGAUGAAUGUAACAAUCCCUUAGUUACUUGUGUUUAUAUCGAGCCGGUUCCGUGUUUGGGGGUCUGUGCCGUAAAGCAAUGACUCUAUAUUAUAGUUAUAUUAAGGUAAAAGCGGCAAGGAUGAGAGUUAUAUUAAGGUGAAUCAAGCCAAAAAAGUUGCAUAGUUCCCCUUUCACUCGUGUCUGAUCUCUUUUCUGGUCCAUUCUUCUUUUGUUCCACCGACAGUCGCCUCUUGGGUCCCUUAUCAGUCGAUUGAUCCAUGAUGAAUGCAACAAUUGCCUCGCAACUGGCUGUUUAUAUCCAGCCGGUGCGAAGUUUGGGUGUGUGUCUGUGCCGUAAAGCAUUUUCGAAACUACAAUCUGACUACAUUUUCGAGGCGCGAUUGGAUACUUCCGCUGCGUCACAUCCGGAUUGUGUCGGUCCGAACAGAGCAAGUUGCAUAUGCGCUUUUUCCUUGGAGAGGUGACAUGGGGCAAUGACACACCCACCAAAUGACCCAGAAAUGGAAUGCAGAACCAUCAGAAUAACUCUCAACCAGCAUAAUCAAUGUAAUUUUGGCUAACAAAGUUGCCUAGUGGGCCUUUAAUAUUCGACAGUAAGGACAGAGAUAAUGUUUGUGGUCAACUGUGUAUGCACAACGGCACACUUCCUUGGAUUUGCACUAUUCUGUUUAUUUUAACUAAAAUUUGUUUUACCUAGUUGCUGCUGUAUUUGCCUGUAAAUAGUAUAUUCUGUAUUGUUGUGCUUUUUUUCUAUUUCACUUGCAUAUUUUCAUGUUUCUUUCUUGGCAUCCAGUCAGUGGAAAACACAGGAACAAUUUCAUUGUAUGACUAGGAACAUGUUUCUUAUUGUGCGAUAAACAAUAAACACUUCUAACACCUUUUCAUAGUACGUCUCAUUGCUUUUGUAUAAUUUAUCAAUGGUCUUACAAGUAUUUGUUUUCACACUUUUAUUUAGCAGGUGCAUGUGCAGUUUUGUGAAAUUGCACAAAUUACAAACACAUUUACAAAAUAUGAACAACUGACACCAACCAUGAUCCUGCAGAAGUAAACAGAGGGUCUAAGUGUUCUAAUCACAAGCAUCACCAAAUUUACUGUUCAGACUCAGAGCUACUGACACGGCUUAUGAGUGCAUCUUCAACAUCAUCAUCAACAUUGUCAAAGUAGUUACUGUAAUAGAGAUCUGGGUCAGUUAAAUACCUCUCUGAAUCAUAUUGCAGAUCACAAUCAAUAUCCCCAAAAACAUCACUGAUGAUAAUUAAAAUCUCCUUUGCAUGGUCUAAUUUAAACACAGGAAGGUUAUUGAUAAUGUAUGACAGGUCAAAUAUGUAUUGACAGUGGGUCAAUACUGCAUCAACCAGUUGCUGACUGAAUCCAGUGCAGGCUGCAUGUGAGGUGUACAGUGGGUUGGAUGAAUUGGUUAAACUAUCUCUGUAGUCAUUCAGCAAAUCUGCAAUCAAAGACUUCUCAUUUACAUCCACAUGCCUAGAUCCCUGAUCAGUUAGUUCAGCUUCAGUCGGUUCAUAAUUUGGCAUGGGUUCUGUACAUGGGCCAGAUGAACAAGAGCAAACAGUCUGGCAGUAUGUACAACAGAGAUGGCCUGGCUCUACAUGGCUGGGUUCUGCUUCAAAAUGUGAAUAUAGAGAUUUCCUGAAACAUGUGUCUUUUCCAACAGCAAGCAGUUUUUUACAUCUUCAUCCACCUUGAAGUACUGUCCGCUGUUGGAGAGGAUGGCAUGUGAUGGCUGACCAUGCCUCCCAGCCCUACCCGCCUGUUGUAAAAUCGCCUCUAGUUCACCUGGAGCUCCGUACAUUACCACGUGUGAAACAUUAGAGAAAUGUAACCCCAUCCCCAAAGCUGUUGUUGCCACAACUAUCCGGCAAUUCCCUUCCCCCCUCAUUGAAGCCAAUGAGGGGGGAAGGGACAGUCUCUCCUUGUUGUGGGGGAGGGUUUUGCUGUGGAACAUACCAAUCAGGAGGUUCUCACUUCUACAGUCCGGAUCACAGCCUACCCAGGCAUGUCCUUGCAGUUCCGCCUUUAAAUAUGAGAAAACUCUCCCCACUGAUUUCAGGCUUUGGCAGUAAAUUAAUAUUGGUUGCAUCGUUGAGCCCUUGUCUUUUGCAUGUUGCGCAAUCCAGUCCAGGCAGUUCAUGUGAUGACUGGGAACCUUGCACAAUCCAAAACGGAUGUUUGUCUUAUUGGGACUGGCAAUGAUGGAAACGGCAUUGUCCAUAUGGAGAAGUCUGCUGACUCUGCUGACUCUGCUUCUGGACUUGAUGUCAGCGGAGGCAGUUAGAGCCAAAACAGGUGUACCUGGUAGAGUAAAAAAAGUUCACAAUAAACACAUUUAAACACAAUUAUGUCCCCCCUCCCCUGUAAAAUGGUUGAGUCCAUGAAUCCUAUUUGCUCUCUUCUCACCGUGCGCAUCUGCCGCUUCAUUCAAAUGAAGACAGAAACGGUUUGAAAGCCAAAGAACUGGAGACAAGCCAACUGUACGCUUGCAGUGAUGAAAAAAGGUACAGUACAGCUGAAACUUGAAUCAAGAAAAUGUGAUGGGUGGUCAUAUGUGAUAGACAGUUCCGUUGUAAUUUCAAUCGUUUAUUUAAUUGCUAGCUUGCAAAAGUCGAUAGGACUAGUAGCUAGCUCGCUAUACAGCUUGCUUGUGCUAGCUAGCCUUGAAGUUACCACUGUUAGCUUAGCUAACCAACGUCUUACUAACGUCUUUAGUACAGUAAGGUGUUUCAUUACGUAUGUAACCUAACUGUUAAGCUAUUCCUAAAUCAGAUGUUAGAUACCACUAACCGUUUUCUCACCAAAAGCCUUUUUCUGGCUGUUGUAAAGGUAUUCAGUCAUGUAGCCUACAGUAAACUCAGUAACAGUAAAAAGUGUGCAUUCUUUGGUCCACCCUAUCUUUUGGUAGCUAGUUAGUUUAGCUUUGGUAAACAUGAUUUUGUAUGUAAUAACCUAAUACAUAAUACAUAUGUACAUGUGUAUGUAAUAACCUAAUACAUUAGAAAUUCAAUUGGCCAUUUAGAAAAGUAUUUGUCAUUAUGAAGGGAAAUAUGUCAUGAACAUGUUGUGCUGUGGGUUCUGAAUGCAGUUAUCUUUUCUUUUUAGAGACUUGGACUUGGACUUGAAAAAAAUAAAAUAAAAAUGUAAGUGUUAACACACAUCUAAUGGGCUCCAUUACACCAUAGCCUAUUUAACUCACCAUCCAAAUGCCAGUAAGCACUAAAUCAGUUGUAAAUCAUACUGAUGGCACUGUUCAGAUAUCAGAUCCUCUUUAAAACUAAACCACUAGUAAUAUUGCCGUUUCAGGGCCCAAAAAUGAAGCGAAAAGGUCAAGAUAUCAGGACUUUUUUCAAGAAAAGGUCGGUCAACCAGAGGGAGACAGAAGAGGUGGAGACAAUGAAAGACAGUCAGAGUGUGGAGGAGGAGACACAGAAAGUCAGCCAGAGUGUGGAGGUGGAGACACAGAAAGACAGUCAGAGUGUGGAGCUGGAGACACAGAAAGCCAGUCAGUGUGUGGAGGUGGAGACACAGAAAGACAGUCAGAGUGUGGAGCUGGAGACACAGAAAGCCAGUCAGAGUGUGGAGGUGGAGACACAGAAAGACAGUCAGAGUGUGGAGGUGGAGUCACAGAAAGACAGCCCAGAACCCCCAGAGGACACAACCAGUCCAACAGGUCCACAUGAUAUAUCUAAGCAUCGAGGUGACAGCCCAAGUCAACCAAUCAGGCAGGGAUUCCCCAGAACUCUCCAGGGUGGAGCUUGGAGAAGUUUCCACAUAGAGUGGUACCAAGAACGUCAAUGGCUUGAGUACUCGCAUUCUAAAGAUGCAGCAUAUUGCUAUCCUUGUAGGCAUUUUUCUCUACCUAAUGUCCCCAAGAGUGUUUUUACGUCAGUGGAUGGUUACUCUAAUUGGAAAAAAGCAACAUUUAGGGAUAGUGGAUUUUGUCGUCAUGCUAAAUCUGAGCACCAUGUCAAUGCAAUGCUUGCAUGGGAAGAAGAUAAAAGAAGGAAGGACAACAACACAUCAAUGAUAGUAUUGAUGGAAGCAGAAAAUAGGAAAAAGAUAACUGACAAUCAAAAAUACAUCAAAACACUAGGUGAAAUACUGUGUCUUACAGCAACCAAGGAUAUCGCCCAGCGUGGUCAUAGAGAGUCUUCUGACUCAGAAAACAGGGGCAAUUUCCUUGAGAUUUUAGAACUCGUAAGCAAACAUGACCAGUCAGUUAGGACAAGAUUAGAAGAUCAAGCCAAGAAUGCCAAAUACACCAGCAGCCAUAUUCAAAAUGAAAUUAUAAGCAUUUUAGCAGGGAUGGUCAGGGAUGAGAUUAUUAAAGAGGUCAAAGAAAGUGAACAAUUUUCUGUCAUAGUGGAUGAAACCAAAGAUGUAAAAAAAAAAGAACAAAUGUCUUUUGUUCUUAGGUACUUUUAUAACGGCAUGGUGCACGAGAGCUUUUUAGAGUUUCAGGAAGCAGAAAGGCUGGAUGCUGCAGGUUUAACAGAAAAAAUCAUAGACUGUCUAGAGAGGCAUGGCUUGAAUUACAAGGAAAACUUAGUCGGGCAAGGCUAUGAUGGAGCAGCCGUUAUGAGCGGGAAACACUCCGGUGUACAGGCUAGAAUAAGGGAUGUAGCCAGUCAUGCUUUUUAUGUACACUGCAGUGCACACUGUUUAAAUCUAGUGAUAGUGGACAGUGUGAAAUCUGUAUCUGAGGCAGGAAAGUUUUUUUCUUUGUUGGAAUGUCUGUAUGUAUUUAUGUCAGGCUCGUAUGCUCAUGAUAAAUGGCUGAAGGUGCAGCAAGAGAUGUUUAAAGGUGAAGGACCAAGGGAGCUUCAGCGUCUUAGUGAUACAAGAUGGGCGUGCAGGUAUGUAGCUUGUCGGAAUGUGAUGGAUAGGUUGCCUGCUAUUGUGUGUGUCCUUGAAGACAUUUCACAUGAGGACAACCCAGAUAGAGCUGUGGAGGCCAGAGGAAUUCUGCAUCAGAUAGAUCUCAAUUUUAUUGGAUGUCUUGUGGUGUUUAGAAAGAUUUUAGGUGAAUCAAAAUUUUUGUUAGACAUGCUCCAGUCAACAAAAAUAGACCUAACAAAAGCUGUUGAGUUGGCAGAAACACUCCAACAGACUCUCAGGGAAUAUCGCAGUGAGCCCUCUUUUGAGACUGUCUGGGGUGAAGUACUCGACAUAUGCCAAAGUAACAGCAUCCCUACAUCACAGCCCACCUGUAAACAAGCAAGACAGGUAGCAAGAAAACUACAGAGUAGUGUUGUUACAUCCACUCUAGGACAGCAAACAGAACCAGAUAACAAAGAAUCUUUCAGAGUUAAAGUCUAUUACUCCAUAAUAGAUUGCAUGAUUGGAGAGAUGGAAAGGCGUUUUUCCAAAAUUAACUGCGAAAUCAUGAAAGGAAUACAGGCCUUCAAUCCAUCAAGUCCUAGCUUUCUCAGUGAGGAGGCUGUUCUUUUGUUGGCAAAUUCCUAUGGGACAAAUUCAGAUGAUGUUAAGCUUGAACUGCAUCAGGUUAAGAGACUGUUUGAUAGAACAGCAAAAAAAGGAGAGACCGACUAGUCUCAUGGAACUAUUACUUUUUUUGGAUCCCAUUAAAACUGUUUUCUUUGAACUACAUCGUUUAUGUAAAAUAGCUGUAGUUUUACCCGUUAGCAGUGCUUCAUGUGAGCGGAGUUUCUCAACUCUAAAGCUGGUCAAGAACCACUUACGUUCUACCAUGGCUGAGAAUAGGUUGUCAAGCCUAGCUACACUUAGUAUAGAGUCAGCACGUGCUAAGGGUCUUGAUCUAGAUGAGUUUGUGAGACGAUUUGCUGUCGAACAUGGCAACCGCCGUAUUGUUCUUUUUUAGCUCCCUGACCUGCUGUUUAGAAUUUAAUAUAUUAAUUGUUUGUGAAAUUAAAUAAAACUGAAUUGUUUUGCUGCUGGAUAUGUAAAUAUGUUAACUGUUUUCAUUAGCGAUUGGUAUAAAUAAAUACAUAUAGACACCAGGCAUGUGUGUUUCCAACAAUAAAAAGACUUGACUUGACUUGACUUUGUGUGUGUGAUUUGCCACCCUUGAAUUUAACUUGCCACCCUUCUGCCACCCCAUGUAAAAUUUUCUAGAAUCGCCACUGGACAACAACUUUCGGGUUAGCAUUGCUAGCGUUCGCCUUAGCUAACUCCUUCACCACUAACGGAGCCAGCUGGAAAAUCUAACUUUUCCCGAACCCGGUGGGGAGAUGCGCCACAACAUCAUGGCCACCAACAAACUCAGCAAAGCUUGUUCUUGCUCCAGCUUUAAUUGAUCAAUUUUCGGCAGUGAUCCCACAACAGACAGAAUAGCUUCUCUCGUAUCAUUCUCCAUUGUCUUCCUCUGACUACAACUGAAACUGGCGCGCGACCUAGACGUCAUCGUUCUUUGCCACUCCCUCUGUUCGCUGAUUGGACCGCCAGAAAUCUGGUUUACAUGGUACGCAUUUACAUUAAGCAGACCCAGACCUAGUACUGAAGUGAAAUGGAAAUUGAGCGGAAGUAGGUAGGUGGGCGGCGCCAGGCUAGGUUUCAAAUCUACCCGGUUUGUUUUGGAUUCGUGUUGACGCCUGAAACCGUCUGAAACCGUAAACCAUGACGUCAUCGCCCCACCCCUCGACCCUCUAGCCAAUGACUGUUAAGCCCGCGGAGUCUCCUCCUUUAUGCGCAUGCUCGCCUCUGCUUCUUAUUUAUUUUUCUUCUGGAUUUCUGUAGCAGAAGCAGCGCCCCUUAUGGGCCUGGAAUGUGUACUACAGCGUUUCUACAGAUCUACCCGGUUUUGCUUGACUCCGUCUUUACGGAGAUACUCCGAAACCGGUUACGUUGCCUCCGGAACGACCCUUCAUACCUCCGUCUGGUAUAUAUAUAUAUACUUAUUGUAUUUGAGGUUUUGUACUUAUAUUAUACCUGACCUUUUUAUUUUAUUGUUCUCCUG